UCUGUCUUCGCCUUCCAGUAUUGAGGACUACGCUUCCCAUGCUCCUUCGAGGUUGGAGCUUGCGCAAUUUGUUUUCCACGGCCCUAGCUGCUGGCAGUGGCUGUAUGCUGUUUGUUGUGUUUACAUUAAGGAAGAGAAAGAAAGAAUUUCCCAAGUUAUUGUAACACCGUGGCUGUCGCAUGAGGUUACUGGGUGAGCCCCUCCCUGCCAUGAGAGCGGACCACCAGGUCACCAGCCCCCCCUCCUUCUGCAGUUGAUGGAUCUGCAGCUGGUGCAGAGAUGACAGACAGCGUCAGGGCUUUCCUCCGCGAUGUUGCGACGGGGAUCAAGGACUCCAUAUUGGGGAUUGGAACAAUCUCCAAGCUGGAUGCUCGUAUCCAGCAGAAAAGGGAAGAGCAGCGGAGGAGAAGGGCCAGCGGGGCCCUGGCACAGAGACGGGCACAGAGUGAGGAGCGCAAACCGGACAAUGAUCCCAAAGUAGCCAGCAGGAUUUUUCAAUGCUGUGCCUGGAAUGGAGGAGUGUUCUGGCUCAGUCUGUUUCUCUUUUACCGGGUGUUUAUUCCACUCCUGCAGGCUCUCACGGCAAAAAUCAUUGGUGACCCGUCCCUCCAUGGCAGUGUGUGGUCCUGGUUAGAGUUCAUCCUGACCUCCGUUUUCAGUGCUCUCUGGGUCCUCCCCUUGUUUGUCCUCAGCAAGAUCGUCAAUGCCAUCUGGUUCCAGGACAUAGCUGACCUUGCAUUUGAAGUGUCUGGCUGUAAAGCUCAGCCAUUCCCCAGUGUCAGUAAGAUCAUCGCAGACAUGCUUUUUAACCUCCUCCUCCAGGCGCUCUUCCUCAUUCAGGGUAUGAUUGUUAGUCUCUUCCCCAUCGAUGCUAUUGGACAGAUGGUUAGCCUCCUCCACAUGUCUCUGCUCUACUCCCUGUACUGCUUUGAGUAUCGCUGGUUCAACCAUGGUGAUGAAUGGUCACAAACAUGUCAGAACUUUCUAAUAGAGAGGAAUCUGGAAUUUGGACCUUCUGCUCUGUUUUUAAUGGUUUUUAAAUGCUAUCUUUGUUUCCUAUGCAGCGGUUGCUUGUUCUCCAUCCUUUUCCCUCUGUUCAUCAUCAGUGCUAAUGAGGCAAAGACACCAACAAAGCUGUACCACUUCCAGCUGCGUCUCUUCUCCCUGGUCGUGCUGAUCAGCAACAAGCUUUUCCACAAGACUGUCCACCUGCAGUCAUCACUGACGUCAUCUGCCUCCACAGAGAGGCUGUCAACACCUCACACCUCCCCGACCCGCCAGAGGCUGCUGCCCACCCAGUGAAGGAGAUAGGAUAGUCACCAACAAGCGGUUUCACUGAAAAUUUAUUUUUUUUUUCUUUUUCUAGAAGGAUCGCCCUUAAUGAAGAUGAGUUCAGCUGGUUCAUGUGGUUCAGGACGAAGGGUUUACAUGUUUUUGUGUAAUCUGUGCCGCCUCAGUUACUCAUUUUUAUCCACCUUUUCUGUGUGACACAAAAAUCGACUGACCUGUGCCUCACACUCAAAACACUUUAAAUACUAAGAUCCAGACUUCUUUUUACUUUUCUUUCUUUCUUUGCAUAAUGUGCCAUUUGAGUGACUCUCCUUUUAAUAAAUUACAGCACAAGACAUCACAAAGUUUUAAUUUCUUUAAGUAAACGUGACUAAAGAAGGAUAUUUUUCUCUUUGAAGGGGCUUUUUUGUGUUCAGAAGCAAAGCACAGGUGUGUUUUCUUAGAAGUCACAUUCCUCCCUCACAGAUCCAACACUUUCUUGCACACGGACGUGUUUCUCUAUUAAAUUCUGCUCUCCUCACAGUCCCGUCUGCAACCUUGUACAGUUAUAAAGGGAGGCUUUUUAGUUUGAAAUCCCCACAGCUUUGUUUUCAGUAGAGUACAAGCAUCGUUUCAGGAGCUGCUAUUAAAAGGCAGAGUGACCUUUUUGUAACGGAAAUCAACCAGAAAUUCACUUGUGUGCAUUGACAUAACUGUUCCUCUGCGUCCCAUCCCAAAAAUAAAAAGUCUGGAUUCUGCUGUCUAAUGUCACAAUACACACGGCUACACCGGCAAAGGGCAAGCUUCAUUAGAGCUUUUAGUGUAUUGAUAGAUGAGACGACACUGCCAAACCGCUGCAUCUUUAACUUUACUUUGACCACUUCAACGCUAAGCUCUGUCACAAAGGAGUCAUGUAGCUCGUAGCUUUACAACAGACGGGUGAUCAGCCUCGACUCGCUUGCUGUAGUGCCCCUUGCACCUUAAAGAGAGCUUGAUGCAAAUAUAACUGAUCCCCAAAUAUCAUUGGCUGUUUGGUUAUUUGUGCUGUACAUAAUGUUAAUACCUCCUGAAUGUUCAGUCAGAAGCCCAGCGCCACACAGUGACCCCACCCCAACCUUUGUCUCAUCAGAGCUCGUGGAUGUGGAGCGGGGCCAUGAUUUUAAACAGUGUGCAAUUAUUGUAAGAAGAGCAUAGUGUUUGUGCAGACUGAUAUUUGUGAGUGAGGUUUUGUAAAAGUAAUACUUCUAAUUUGAAUAAAAUUGGUCAGUAUUCAAUAUUUGA
Molecule: messenger RNA, 2550 nt
Organism: Pundamilia nyererei
Lineage: Eukaryota; Metazoa; Chordata; Actinopteri; Cichliformes; Cichlidae
Gene: ei24
Product: EI24 autophagy associated transmembrane protein
Exons: 10
Coding region: 280-1302 (340 amino acids)
Biological process (GO): macroautophagy
Cellular component (GO): endoplasmic reticulum
Source: RefSeq, a predicted model, not a curated record